AUGAGUAAAUUAUUUUCAGAACAAAGCAUGGAUAGCUUGAAUAGCAAACCUUUCGACGAUGCGAGCUUUAAUAACGAAAUUCUUGUUAAAGACCUCAAAGAUAUCAACCAAAAAAUCGAAAAUUUGAAAUCUGAACUAAAACUCAAGAAUAAUAAAGGAAGUCAUCAAGUAAUCAAGCGCCAGCUUGUUCAAUUACUUCGUCAGAAGAAAGAAAUUGAGCUUCAAAUCAAUGUUUUCGAAAGUAAACAACUCUCGAAGUCAUUAGUUUCCUAUCAACAGCCUGACAGCCACAAAUUCAGCAGUGCAAAUAACAGUGCAACAAGUUCUAAUUCCAAUUCAUAUAAAUCACCGCUACUUCACCACAGCAAUUCAUCAUUUACUAUUCAUUAUGGAAAUUCUCCUGAAAUAGUCAACAUUUUAGAAACUAUUUCUGACGCGUUAUCAGGUGAUUUUGUUCCAACGGAAAACGAAAAUCUCCAAAAUGAAUACGGCAUUUUAUUAAAAGAGUUUACAACAAACCCUAUUUCCUUAGAAUCCUUCUUUAAUUAA
This is a messenger RNA of Trichomonas vaginalis G3, 549 nucleotides long. RefSeq lists its product as uncharacterized. NCBI's taxonomy places the organism in Eukaryota, Parabasalia, Trichomonadida, Trichomonadidae. The coding region runs from base 1 to 549 and encodes 182 amino acids. The transcript has a single exon. The record is from RefSeq and is a predicted model, not a curated record.